AUGUCAGAACUUGACGAGAAAAGGGAGAAGAAUGUAGUGAGGAAAAUGGACAUGCACAUCUUGCCAUUCGUGGUCCUGCUUUAUCUGUUCAGCUUCCUGGAUCGAGUCAAUAUUGGCAAUGCCCGACUAUAUGGAUUGGAAGAAGAUUUGGGCCUGGUUGGAAAUCAGUACCAGGUCGCCGUGUCUAUUUUGUUUGUGACAUACUGCCUGUUUGAAGUUCCAUCAAAUUUGGUCCUUAAAAAACUCAGGCCGUCGCGUUACAUCGCAUCGAUAUCUAUCAUAUGGGGUAUUAUAGCGACUCUGACGGGGAUCACCCAGAAUUAUGGCGGGUUGCUGGCUUGCCGUGUACUACUUGGCGUCGUGGAGGCCGGCUUAUUCCCGGGUAUGAUCACUUAUGAAACAAUGUUUUAUAAUAAACGCGAAAUUGCACUGCGCACAGGCUAUCUUUUCAGCAGUGCCGCUGUCGCUGGUGCUUUUGGUGGUCUAUUAGCAUACGGUAUCGGGUUCAUGGAUGGGAUCUGUGGACUCAAAGGCUGGAGAUGGAUCAUGAUCAUCGAAGGUAUCCCAACAGUCAUUAUUGGAGUUGCCACCUGGUUCUUUCUGGCAGACGAUCCAGCAACCGCAUACUAUCUCAAUGAGGAAGAAAAGGCCUUGGUGGUCAAGCGCCGCCGUGCCGAACUAGGACAAACUGCUUCAGCCCAAAAGUUUCACUGGGCUGAUGUCAAAGAUGGAGCCUCGGACUGGAGAAUUUACGCCUUUUGCAUCGCCCAGUUCGGUAUCGAUACUAUGUUAUACGGGUACAGCACUUUUCUUCCAACCAUCAUUGAAGGAAUGGGAUCAUGGUCGGUCGCGGAAGUUCAGGCUCUUACUAUCCCUUGCUAUGCGGUAGGCGCAAUAGCAUAUCUGAUUGUGGCAUGGCUCAGUGAUAGAUACCAACAACGCGCACUGUUCGUCUGCAUUUUCUGUGUGAUUUCCAUCGUCGGAUACGGACUCCUGAUUGCAGACGUAUCGUCAGGAGUACAUUAUUUUGGUGCCUUGCUCAUUGCGUUGGGUCUCUAUGUGGCGGUUGGAUUGCCACUUGCCUGGCUACCGACGAACCUACCUCGAUACGGGAAACGCACGUUUGCCACAGGCUUGCAGCUCACCUUCGGCAACGUCAGUGGGGUCAUGUCGCCGUUUCUGUACAAGACAUCUGAAAAACCACGCUAUGUCCGAGGCAAUGCGGUGACACUGUCGCUUGUAGGGUUUGCGGGUGUAGUCUAUGGUCUGAUGUGGCUUUACUACCGCCAGGCGAACAAGCGCAGAGCCAGUGGCCUGGAGGAUGAUAAAAUUGCCGGAAAGAGCGAAGAAGAGAUCCAAGAGAUGGGAGAUCACAAUCCUCGAUUCCAGUUUUAUCAGAAGAAGGAAUGGGAUCUUCUUUACCAUCUAGGUGGAAUCGGACCCUGGGUCGAGAAGGUGGAUGGAGAGGGGAUUUCGCCCCCGGAAGGAUGUUCAAUUGACCAGGUGCAUCUGUUAUCGCGACAUGCCGAGCGAUAUCCCACCAAAUCAGCUGCAGACCGCCAUCUCUCUCUUCUCAAACGAUUGAAAGAGGCCAAUGUAGCUUUAAACGGCUCACUAGCCUUUAUCAACGACUGGACCUAUUUUUCAAAGAAGCUUGCGCACUUGACCACAGAAGGCCCCUACGCAGGCAUACUCCAAGCUUUCACAACCGGCGUUCGCUUUCGAACCCGUUACGGACAUCUCUUACCAAACAACACCAAGACACGAUUUUGGGCAAGUGAUUCUAUGCGUGUUACCCAAACGGCCAAAUAUUUUGCCUCGGGGUUAUUUGGCCUGGACUGGGAAAGCAAUGGACUUGCCGAACUGCAAGUCAUUCCGGAGACUUUUGAACGAGGCACGGAUACGCUUACUCCAGGUGAUUCGUGUCCUAGAUAUCUGGCAGAUACAGAAUUUGGGCAUCCCAGUGGUGUAAGUGCCCUGAUCCUAUUCCAAGAAACCUACAUGCCAGCUCUCGCGAAGCGACUCGAAGAACAUAACGCGGAAGUCGGACCAUUCACAAAUAUGGAAGUCUAUGGCAUGCAGGAAAUGUGUGGAUUCGAGACAAUUGCCCGGGGAGCCAGUCCUUGGUGCGAUGUGUUUCGACGUGAGGAUUGGGAGAAUUUCGACUAUGCUCGUGAUGUCCUCAAAUAUUAUAAAGCAGGCCCAGGAAACCCAUAUGCCGGUGCAAUGGGUUGGCUCUGGUUGAAUGCCACAACGGCUCUUUUACGUUCAGGGCCUGAAGCUGGUACUAUUUUUCUCAGCUUCGCCCAUGAUGGCGAUAUAGCACCUUUCCUCGCUGCCUUGGAUAUUUUCAAAGAUCCAAAAUACGAUCCAAAGCUUCCAACAACGCACAUUGCAAAAGAUCGCAUUUGGCGCACUUCAUCCGUACUGCCAAUGGGUGGUCGCGUCACCUUGGAGCGGAUGUCUUGCUCAUCGUCGUCAAAUUCAGAGACAAAUGACCGAAAAACAUUCGUUCGUAUUAGCAUGAAUGAUCGAGUCAUGCCAUUGCCACACUGUCAAGGGGGUCCUGGGUCCUCUUGCUCAUUGGAACAGUUCGUCAACCAUGUACAACGACGAAGAGUAGAGGUUGGAGACUUCAAAGAGGUGUCUAACAUGGACUUCGCUUCUGACAGCGAAUCCCUUAACCCGCGACGACCACCUGAAGAGUCCGGACCGUUUGGAAAGAGAAGGAACGCUCGAUACGAGACUGCUCGAUCGCGCACACGUACUGGAACACCGGCGAAGAGAGAAAACCCCAACGUUGCCGAGUUCGGGCGACUUUUUGCACAACAGCAGGAGGAAGAAAAAGCUCAUCACACUUUGCCCAAGUCCUCUUCCUCGUCCAGCCUUGAUGGCGGGCGGAAACAAACAGAAAAGGUCGCGACGGAAUGUAUACUCUAUGGAUACAGAAGUAAGGAUUCGGAGUGGAAGGUGAUUGAUAAAUAUGAGCGGAUUUCGCGAGGCUUCAUCUGUGAGGACUAUCCUCGCAGUGACCCAAACGCUCCUACUGGAUUUGGUCAAAUGUUGAGUGGUGGCGAUGUGGUGAUUCGGACCAACUUGUCUGCGGAUGCCAACCGGAAGUCGAAGCGAUAUGCUGGAGGUUUCCACUGGAUCAAGGUUACCUACGACUCGGCCAACGCAGCGGACCGCGCGUGUUUUUACUCUCCCCAGGAGAUCGAUGGGCACAUGGUGUUUUGUGAGCUGUAUCAUGACCAAGGACCCGCCGAGGACAUCCCGAUUCCUAAAGAUUCGUCUGCGGCCAGCCAGUUCAAAUCGAAAACGUCGCGCACUAUGACCACUUCCCACUCCACCAAUUUUCUCCAGGCGGCGAAGGAAAAACCGCGCGGUGCUACCAUGCCACGAUCAUUUGGUAUGAACAACCUUUCUAGCAUUUCUGAUAGCUACGAGGCCGAGUCCCAAGAUUCUACUAUAACAGCUAGCUCCGCAACAGCGACAGCGCCAACAGCAGCAACAGGAUCAGCAACCGGCGUAGAACAGCCACCCGCACUCCUUCAACGAAAUGUCCCUCAAGAGCCAAAGCCAGAGUCUGAAUUUAUGACGCACAUUCCGAAUGUCCGCCGAACAAAACUUCGACCUUUGGCUGAAGCCCUUCCACCACAGCCUACUGUGACAGAGCGUGUCCUUCGUUCGAUCCCGAUUCUCAGCUGGUUCACUGGUGACAUUGUGGGAGACGGUCCUCAGCUAAAAGAGGAUGGAAGCUUUGACUACGAAAAGUCCAAUGUUUACUGGCGAUUCUGGUACACGGUCGAUACGAUUAUCGGAACGGACAUUUGUGGACUUAAAGAGGAGUCGUGA
This is a messenger RNA of Aspergillus wentii DTO 134E9, 3855 nucleotides long. RefSeq names its product allantoate permease family MFS transporter. Gene Ontology annotation, biological process: transmembrane transport. Gene Ontology annotation, cellular component: membrane. The record is from RefSeq and is a predicted model, not a curated record. The transcript is spliced from 9 exons. Lineage: Eukaryota; Fungi; Ascomycota; Eurotiomycetes; Eurotiales; Aspergillaceae. Gene Ontology annotation, molecular function: transmembrane transporter activity. The coding region runs from base 1 to 3855 and encodes 1284 amino acids.